AUGAAUAAUGCUGGCAUCCAUGGGUUGAAUAUGAGCAGUCAUAUUUGCGACCUUCCUCAUGAUCUUCCUCAUGAUCUUUUUCGUGGUUCUUCAAUUUUAUCGAUGGAUUCAUUUUCAGAUGAUCGCUCAUCUGCAUCAUCAUCUUAA
Messenger RNA from Diversispora eburnea, 147 nucleotides. NCBI's taxonomy places the organism in Eukaryota, Fungi, Glomeromycota, Glomeromycetes, Diversisporales, Diversisporaceae. The record is from the annotation of a GenBank genome assembly.